CAGGAAUUCAAGAUGCCAGAGCAGAGACAGCGCAGAGAUGAACCGGAGGAAGGCUUCGGCCUGAAGACAGUUCUGAACGGUGUCGGUAUCUUCCUGUUGACGCAGUUUGUCAUAAACCAGUUCUUUGCUCCGAAACAGCCAGAUGCGGCUUCUCAAGUGCAGACUGCUGGUGUCCCUGCCUUCACUGCUCGUCCGGAUCGCAGCGAGAUCACGACUUACCAUGCCGUUCCCGACCUCAUUGCUCCUAUAUGGCCCGCCGACAGUGCCUUGGAUAUCAAUAUCUACGUCUCGUCUUCUGCUGUAACGCCCAACUUCCGCAAGCUUCCGAGUGAGGCUCUUGUGCUCCAGGAGAAGAACUUUACCCUUGGAAAUUUCAGCGAUACCCGAGAGAUCGAGACUACGAUUACCCUCCCCAAGGAAGUUCAGAAUAACGGCACGCUAUGGGCGCAUUUUCUUGUCGGACUUGCCGGACAUCAGCUGGACCCUUCUGCUAAGGAUUACAGUACCGACUACGCUGUCCACAUUUUCCGCCCUUUGAACCAAUAUCUGCCGAAGAAAAAGGCCAAGAAGCUCAAGAAUCUCUUGUCUUCUUCCGAUGAGCCCGACAAUGAGGAGGACGACACUCCUGCGGUUCAGAUGGUGUCCUAUUACCACCCGAACUUUACUGUCUCCUUGGUUCCUGACUCCGGUCCUCUGAGAUAUCGUCAAUUGCAGCACCCAAUUCGGCAGCAUAUACAGCUGGAGGCGACUGGUGCGAGAGAUAGUACUGGCCAGAAUGGAUGGUACUAUCCGAUCGUUUUCCUAAACACCUUCUGGCAAUUGAGAAGUCACAUGACAGAAUUGAACUCGACCGUCAAAACAGUGCCAUUGCGCAUCACACUGAAUAACCAGAAAAAUUGGAAAUUCAGCAUCCUGGCUAGCUAUGACGAAAAUACAAGGCAGGCUUCACGUCAGGCUGCCUUUGGUGGUCAAACGCCAGGUGGCGGGGAUGGAAGCGAAUUCGAGAUGUUCAAGGAAAUUCUGUUGGACACAAACAUCUGGCUGUUGGGCACUACAGGCGUAGUCACUAUUCUACACAUGGUAUUCGAGACGCUUGCGUUCAAGAAUGACAUUUCCCACUGGCGUAAGAAGAAAGAUGUCGUCGGAACCUCUGUCCGGACAAUUCUGGCCAAUGUCUUCAUGCAAACCGUCAUUUUCCUGUACCUGGUUGACAAUAGUGAAAAGACUUCUUGGAUGAUUCUUGGAAGUCAGGGCUUUGGUAUUCUUCUUGAAGCAUGGAAGAUAACCAAGACCGUUGACGUACGACUACGACCACCACAACCAGGAUCAAUCUUCUCUUUCCUCCCUUAUGUGGUCGUCUUUGAAGACAAGCACAAGCUCACGGAGACGGAACAAAAGACCAAAGAGUACGACGAAAUCGCAUUCCGCUAUCUAUACAUUGCCGCCAUCCCUCUCCUGGGAGCGUACGCCGUCUACAGCCUGGUCUACAACGAACACAAGUCGUGGUAUUCCUACAUCAUUGAGACUCUAGUUGGCAGUGUCUAUGCAUACGGCUUCCUGAUGAUGGUUCCUAGCUUGUAUAUCAACUACCGCCUUCAGUCUGUUGCCCAUAUGCCUGGAAAAGCGCUGAUGUACAAGUUCCUUAACACUUUCAUUGAUGACCUUUUCGCCUUCACUGUUAAGAUGCCAUGGCUUCACAGGCUUUCAACCUUUAGGGACGACGUCAUCUUCUUCAUCUGGCUCUACCAGAGCUGGAAGUACAGGGUUGACUACAAGCGUGUGAACGAGUUUGGACAGGGAGGCGAGAGUGAUGAGGAAGAGGAAGAGAAAAAGGAGGAGACCGCUCCGAGCAACGACGCGAAGAAGCAAAAGGAGUCUGUCCAGACAUCUGCCAAGGAGAACUCCGCCUCAGCUCGUAGGAGGAAGUGAAAUUGCCACGGUCGUGGCAUUUUUUUAGUAUGCGCAGACUCAAUAAUGCCUGCUAAUAGAGCCCUUUCUGUCAUCCCAGUAUUUCAGUUUGGCUCCGUCUAUAUAGCACUAUAUAUGGACUUUAGCGUUAGCAUGGUAGAAGAAUACGGUUAUAAUUAGUAGAUCUGUCACUUUGUAUGCAGUUUAAUUCACGGAUAUCUUCUCACUGAAA
Messenger RNA from Monascus purpureus, 2140 nucleotides. NCBI's taxonomy places the organism in Eukaryota, Fungi, Ascomycota, Eurotiomycetes, Eurotiales, Aspergillaceae. The record is from the annotation of a GenBank genome assembly.